GUUUCAAGGAAGUGUAAAAAACCAGCGAGCCGUGGGGUAACCGAGCAGGUAGAUGCUGACAGCUGUGUAGCGGUAAAACAGUGGUGUCUGUCACCAGUUGAGCAGUUUGGAUUAUUAGACGACAGCUGAAAAUGACUUCCGAGGUUUUCUCCUAUGAGAGCUUGGUUCAUGCUGUGGCAGGAGCAGCGGGAAGUGUGACUGCAAUGACAGUAUUCUUCCCUCUAGAUACUGCCAGAUUACGGCUUCAAGUGGAUGAAAAUAGGAAGGCCAAAUCUACACCAGCCAUUCUGGCUGACAUCGUCAAAGAAGAAGGACUACUAGCGCCCUACAGAGGAUGGUUCCCUGUCAUCUGUAGUCUGUGCUGCUCCAACUUUGUCUACUUUUACUGCUUCCACUGGAUGAAGGCCAGCUGGCUGAAGGGCAGGCAGUCAACACCCAGCAUUGACCUUAUUGUAGGCAUUGCUGCAGGGGUUAUAAAUGUCCUGCUGACCACUCCUUUGUGGGUGGUCAACACCAGGCUGAAGCUGCAGGGCUCCAAGUUUCGCAAUGCAGACAUUUGACCAAACUACUCUGGUAUCCUGGAUGCAUUUGAACAGAUCAUCUGUAAAGAGGGUGUCGGAGCACUCUGGAACGGGACCUUCCCUACCUUGCUGCUGGUGCUGAACCCUGCCAUUCAGUUCAUGAUUUAUGAAGGUCUAAAAAGGCAGUUGAGGAGAGGGGCUCCCAGGGAGCUUUCGUCUCUGGAGGUCUUCAUCAUCGGGGCUGUCGCCAAAGCUGUUGCCACCACUGCUACGUACCCACUGCAGACGAUACAGUCCAUCCUCAGGUUUGGUCAGUUCAACACCCCGACAGAGAAGUCAAAACUGCUGUCCAGCCUGAAGACCAUCAAGGGUCUACUGGUAAAUAGAGCGAGGAAACAUGGCGUGUUGGGUCUGUUCAAAGGCCUGGAGGCCAAGCUAUUACAGACUGUGCUGACCGCUGCCCUCAUGUUCCUUCUCUAUGAGAAGAUUGCCAGCUGUACCUUCAAAGUCAUGGGACUGGGCGGCCCCCACUACAAGAAGCACUAACCAGCAACCAGAGAGACAACCCUGGUCACUUGACAACAUAAAUGCACUGUGAUGAUGACUGGAUGUGAUCUCAUUUUUAGAGUAAUUCAUUCACCAAACGAUAAACCGUUCUGAAUAAACCACUACUGAUAUUUAUGGUGAUUUUCUUCUGUUUUUUUUUUUCUGAAAGAAAAAUGUUGAUAUGAGAAUUGUGGCGUUGUUGCAAAUCACAGGUCAAUCUAUAAGUGUCUUGAUCCCUGCACUCAUUCAGUUUUCCCUCAAAGCUGAAAACGAUUCCAGCUCAUUGGUUUUCAGUCUUGUUGACUUCUCAUCUCCAAAUAGGUGAUGAGGACCAGUAGAAUCAGAGAGAAUCAGAGUUGUGCCAUAAGGUGUUUCCCUUGGAGAUAAUGUAGUAAAGGUAUUUGGUUCAAACCAGAUGUUUAGGCAGAUUUCCUGUAUGCAUAAUAUAUGUGAACAACAGCUCUCAUUAAACUCUUUAAAAGUAUCUGCAUUCAUUUUGUUCUUUGUACUUUUUUUUUUUUUUUUGUUAGUUAGUUUUUUUCCUUUUAUCAACAACUGUUGGGUACAUCUUUGUUUACCAGAAUUUACAUUUUUUUUUCUUUUAGAUUUCUAGUUUCUUCUGAUAUUUGGACAAGGACUCUGUUGAUAGUUGUAUUCAUAAUCCCAUUACAAAUGAUAUAUUAAAAACAGUUUGAACUCUUAA
This is a messenger RNA of Girardinichthys multiradiatus, 1770 nucleotides long. Its product is annotated as peroxisomal membrane protein PMP34-like. Gene Ontology annotation, cellular component: peroxisomal membrane. Lineage: Eukaryota; Metazoa; Chordata; Actinopteri; Cyprinodontiformes; Goodeidae. The record is from RefSeq and is a predicted model, not a curated record. Gene Ontology annotation, molecular function: AMP transmembrane transporter activity; ATP transmembrane transporter activity; FAD transmembrane transporter activity.